AUGCCAGCUGAUGGUCAAGCUUCGAGACAACCCAAUUGCUUUGAUCCUCCUCAAAUCAGCGGCUAUCGCCAUAGGCAGACAAUCGUGCGCAAGUUGUGUGCAAAGGUCCCAGAAAGAGAUGCUUCGAUCACCCAGCAAUGCUUUUUAUAUGAUGGAGGAAGUGAAGGUUGUGUGCUCGUUAUUCUCAAGCCUAAUCUCGACCCGGGUAUGAAGAUGCCGUUCUACCAUCCCCAAGUCGGGGGCCUCGCCUUUCGUUAUCUCCCAAGCACAAAUGAAGAUACAGAAGUAGAGUAUCAAGGUACAAUUCAUCUUGACCUUCUCCCUCUGGAGUAUGGCACCGCGUCGGCACAGCUCACCGAGCGAGAUAUACGGACGUGUACCAUAUUAUUGGAGACAAUAGCCAAGCACGGGUGGGGUGCUCAUACGGGCUACAAGAAACGGAUGCACCACGACACGGUCGUUGCCCGAAAUCCAUACCAGGAUCUCUACCAAGAGAUGAAGGCAAAAUACAAGCAUCUCACCUCUGUGUGGGCAGAGAGUACAGACCCUAUCAAGAACGUUUUUGAGGACAUCGGUAUAGCCACUUUUCUUAUUCUACUGUGGAGAGACAUGUAUCCGCCGGAACUCUCAGAACCAGAAAGCAGUGGUCAUCCUCCGGGUGGCUUCGUAGAUAUUGGAUGUGGUGCCGGCCUUUUGGUCCAUAUUCUCAUUUCGGAAGGGUUUCAUGGAGAGGGUAUUGACAUUCGAGCCCGCAAAUCAUGGAAACAGUACCCUCCCGAAACUCAAUCACAUCUCCAUGUUCAUGGAAUUGAUCCUACAGCUUCAUCCUAUCCACCGAGCGACAUCUUCCCUCCAGGGUGCUUCCUUAUUGGCAAUCACGCCGAUGAGCUCUCUCCAUGGCUGCCUAUCACGGCUGCUUUGUCAAAUGGAGUCUCGUAUCUCUCCAUUCCGUGCUGUUCUUGGGCACUCGACCAAAAGUUUCAUAGGAACGACAAGUCCACCUUUCCACCGCUCCAAUGGCCGAUACACGACGAAGAACGGCGUUUUGAAGAAAGGCUCGGAGACACGAAGAAGAGCACGUACGGAGCGUAUCUCUGCUGGCUCAUGGCGCUGUCGAGGGAAUGUGGAUUUGCCUUGGAGUCUGAGACACUAAGGAUACCCAGCACCAGAAACUGGGUGAUUAUUGGACGUGCUAAGCCUGGCAAUGCCAUUGGGAAGGAGAGAGCCCAAGAGUUCCACUCCCAAGUCGUUGCCAGAGGGCUCUUCAAGACGCGUCAAGGGGCGAAUAGUCAUAGCUAA
Molecule: messenger RNA, 1299 nt
Organism: Serendipita indica DSM 11827
Lineage: Eukaryota; Fungi; Basidiomycota; Agaricomycetes; Sebacinales; Serendipitaceae
Source: the annotation of a GenBank genome assembly